AUGCAGCUUGCCCUCUUCUUAAGCCACAACAAUUUCUUGGGCAGCUUGAAGGCUUUUGCGAACCUGCCCAGGGGCAUUGCUGCUGUGGACCUGGGCUUCAACAAAUUUACAGGAGGAAUUCCCCAAAGCCUCACCACUUUACCCCAGCUAAACUACUUGGACCUUGGGGCAAACGCUUUGACAGGUCCCAUUCCCGCUUUCUGCCAUGCCAAGCAACAGCUCUUCUACCUGAAUCUCGCCUCCAACGACCUCUCUGGCCCGCCCACCCCGCUCUCCUCCCCCUCCUGCUCCGCUUCCCUCGCCUACCUCUUCCUCUCCUCCAACCGCCUCUCCGGCCCCAUCCCCGCUACAAUCAGCUCCUUUACCCGCCUCAAGCGCCUUCUCCUAGACAAGAACACCCUUGCAGGAUCAAUCCCAGCUGGCGAGCGGGCUGCCAAGGGAGCGAGAGGAGCGAGAGGGAGAGAGAAUGUUAAGCAGAGGAGGCCCGGGCAGAGUGAGACGGGAAGAGUUGGCAUGCUGAGGGGAGUGAGAGGCGGGAGGGGGCGGAUAGAGGGGAUUGAAGAGAGGAUUGGGGAUUGA
Molecule: messenger RNA, 579 nt
Organism: Closterium sp. Naga37s-1
Lineage: Eukaryota; Viridiplantae; Streptophyta; Zygnematophyceae; Desmidiales; Closteriaceae
Source: the annotation of a GenBank genome assembly